GAAGCGCUUUGUGACUCCCCGAAUUGGAGGACGGCCCUCGACGCCGUUGGCAAAGCGUGUAUCUUCCUUGCAGCGAAGAAUGGGUGAGUACGCGAUGCACAAGGAGGAAUGUCGCGCAACGUCGGUCCUGGACUUUAUGAAUUUCUUAUGGAGGCUGAAUUACAACAGUAUUAUCCUGGUAUACGGGGGGACCUAAAAGUUCAAACGACAGCGCAAUUAAAAUAUGUAACAGAAGAAGAUUUAAAUGCUAUAGGAAUGAGUAAGCCUGAAAUGAGACGUUUGAAAAAAUAUUUUCAAAAACACUUUCCGCAAAAUUAUCUUUCCAAAUUUAAGAAGAUGUUAUUACCAAAGCGCGAAGAACAAACACCAAGCGCUCUUGGCAUGUUACCAGAAGAAAGACAAGAUAGGCCUCCUGUACGUGUUCCUAACAAACAUAUGAUUCCUGCUGAUGCGAUAAUAGUGAAUAAGGAAUUGGGAACUGGAGAAUUCGGAGUUGUGCAACAAGGUGUAUGGACAAAUGAUGGUGAAAGAAUACAAGUUGCAAUAAAAUGUUUAUCAAGAGAAAGAAUGCAGAAUAAUCCUAUUGAAUUUUUAAAAGAAGCUGCCAUUAUGCAUUCUAUCGAUCAUGAACACAUAGUUAGACUAUAUGGUGUAGUUUUGGAUACAAAUUCAUUGAUGCUCGUAACAGAACUAGCCCCCUUGCGUUCCCUAUUGGAAUGUUUAAAAGAACCAAGUUUACGAGCAAGUUUUCCUGUUCUCUCAUUGUGUGACUUUGCUGUCCAAAUAGCCGAUGGGAUGCAAUAUUUGGAAGCUAAGAGACUAAUACAUCGAGAUUUAGCAGCUAGGAAUAUUCUCGUGUUUUCUAAAAACAAAGUUAAGAUAUCAGAUUUUGGAUUAUCUCGAGCACUUGGCGUUGGUAAAGAUUAUUACCAAACAAAUUUCAAUGUUAAUUUAAAAUUACCAAUUGCAUGGUGUGCUCCCGAAUGCAUAUCCUAUUUGAAAUUUACAUCAGCAAGCGAUGUAUGGGCAUACGGUGUAACACUUUGGGAAAUGUUUAGUUAUGGUUUCCAACCAUGGGCUGCAUUGACAGGUCAUCAAAUUUUGGAAGCUAUUGAUGAACCUAAUUUUCAAAGACUCGAACAACCAGAAUGUUGUCCGAAAGAUUACUUUUCCUUGAUGCAGCAAUGCUGGCAACACGAUCCAUCCAAACGGCCAAAGUUUUCUGAAUUAAUUAAUUUAUUGCCAGAUUUAAAACCAGAACAAGUUCAAGCUGUACAGGACAGUACAGAAACAGGACAAUUAGUUUAUAGACAAGGUGAUAUAAUAACUGUGUUGGAUAAAGGAAGCAGCAAUACCAUGUGGAAGGGUGUUUUAAAUAAUGGAAAAACAGGAAUAUUUAAUCCUGCACACACAAUAGCUUAUCUCGGUUCGAAUUUACCGAGCAACAAGCCAGGAGAAUUUACAAGAGGCGAUGGGAAAAAUGCAUUUUCAUCUCAACGAAGAAAAAUUCGUACAGAUAUGAUAUCUUCCCCUCAAGGCGAUUUAAAACAUACUGGUCACGUUGGACUGGAUGGCGCAUAUUUUGGUGAUAUCAGUUUUCUCGGUGGCAAGUAUCCACAUUUACCGCGUCAAGUGGUAACUCCAUAUAAACCCCAAGAAGAUGUUACGGAUAAUUCUAGUCAAAUUUUAAAUCAAGAUGUAAGAAGCUUAGAAAUAGACAGAGAAACUUUGAGGGAUAGCAGAGCCUUGCAACAAGAACAGCAAAGUAAACAUGACAAUUUAUGGUCAGACGUUAAUUCCGAGAUUUGCCAAAUGGGAAAUAUUUCCAAUGCAAGCAAACAAUCUACUGUUGUAUCAUCCAAUACGAUUGGCAAUAUCGAAAGCCUUGGUGCCGAUCACGAAUAUCAUGAGAUUAGUGACGAAGAAAAUCAAGAUAGUCCAUUAAGAUUUGACAAAACGCUUAACUUUGAUUUUGGUCCAAGUCUUUUAGCUGAGAUGGAUCAAAUGUUUAGGUCUCUAGGUUCUUCAGCUCCUCCACCACCACCUGGACAUCCUUUGCCUACCGAACAUGAAUCGAGUAAUGCAAGAAAUGAACUUCGAGAAAUACAAGCUAAACAAUGCAGCAAGAAGAAACAAGCGACCGUGAGUCCAAUAAAUGUGAAGCCUAUCUCUGCAGCCGAUCAGAAAACACUCUACUCGGCCAUUGCUAUGGCACAGGAAUUGACAGCACGUUCCAUGACAGAUCUUGAACAUCCACCGGAGUCUCCCCGAACACCCGCCAGUCCUUCAAGACGCAGAAAAUUCUCUUUUAAGUUGCCACAUCAACACAGUCCCAAACCAGACAGACGACACUUUUCAGAAGAAGCUGCCAGAAUACCUGACAUGCAGUGGCUAUGUUCAAGUCUACAAUCACUAUCUUCUACGGUAUCUAGUAUAGAAUCUCUUGGUGCCCCAUCAACUUUAAAACUGCCUUUGUGGGAUAAAGCCUCGGCAGAGUUUUGCUUUGCUAAAUCCCGUGAACUUCUAACGAAACCAAGUGCCUGGACCUCUUACAUGGAUAUUGAAUUUGAUGCCCAUAUAUUGGACAAUGCAGCAACUAAACAGAAUCUCGUAAAAUCCAGCGAAUUCCUCGAGCAUGGAAACAGGAAAAGUGGUUACAAUUGCGAAAAUGCAAUCGACAUUAAUCCUAAUCAUAAUCUUAAGCAACACAACGGCACGGUAUCCUUCAAAAUGGAAAAUCCUAAUCUCGAUUUCCCACGAGAACCUAAACGGAUAUCAACCAGUUACGUUGAUCGCUAUUUCGAACAACCGAAAUAUUUUGACGAGGACAGUGCUCUGAGUUGUUCCGUCGACAAAGCUUUGCGUUUCACAGAUGAGAAAUCCGAUAAAUUUGAUAAAAUGAAUAACUUGGAACAUUCCGUUAGAUCUUCUUCUUACGUUAGCAAUAUCCAAGAACAAACUUCUAUGAUAAGUAACAGAUCCGGUCAACAGUUAUAUCAAAAUAACAAAGUUGAUAAUUGUGAACAAACUUUGCAAGAUAAGACAAAUUCGACUAAUUUCGAAAUGGCUCGAGAAGAAACGCCAAAUUACGACUUGUUAAAGGAGAAAACGGCGAAUCUUGAUUCUUCUCGCAAUAAACCAGUUAAGUUUGAAUCUCAAAGAGAAAAGAUAAGUAAUCUUGACGUUGGCACGAGACCGAAAUUGUCGAGUUCUUUUAGUGAUUCUUCCAAAGUUAAUAUAACAGAAUUUACGAAGAAGAUUGACAUAGCGAAAGCAAGAGCUGCUAAAGUUACUUUUGUACCCAGAUCGAAUCAUCCUGGUCAAGAAACUAAGAGCAUAGUUUAUGGUUCAUCCGAUAGUAUAAAAACAAAUGUACAAACUGGUACGUCAGAUAAUAAUUCGACUGCGAGAGGAAACGUGGAAACUGUAAGAAUAAAUAUUCAAAGUUUUCGUAAAAUCGAACAAAAUCAAAAUGGUUUCGAUUCGUUUCCGUUCGUAAUAUCGAAUAAUCCGUUGUUUAUCGCCGAGUCAGAGAAAAAGGAAUCGCCGAUAUACAGCAGUUCGGAAAGUUUGCGCGUUAAUUUUCAACGCCUUAGACGAAAGUCCGAUGCCGAGGCCAAUAGUCAAGUUGAAUUGAGUAGCAAAAUACUUGCGGAAAAAUAUCAACGAGAGGUAUCGGGCUUGGAGAGCGUUAAAAGUUAUCUUGACUCGAAGAAGGGUCAAGGAUUGAGCUUAGGAUUGGGAAAGUUGACGCAAAAUAUGAUGCAACUUGGAAAGAAUAUCAGUCAAAAUUCGAUGUCUAAUAAAGGGAUGUUAUCAAAUAUGAGAAAGUUAGAUUUGCCUAGUCAAUCUCAAGUACCUUUUCGUAACUUGAACAUUCCACUUCAAAAACCAAAGCACUUGGAUUUGAAUAUACCGUUGCAAAGUCAACAACAAUCGAGUGCUGUUAAAUUGAAUAUAACGCAGAAAACUAAUCCACCUACGAGUCCUAGUAUACAUCAACAUAUAUUGGAACCACCAAAAUUGUAUCAAAACGAAACAACUAGGAAGGAAUUACCAAAGUCUGAAUUAUUAGUAGAAAAACUGACAAGCAAUACAAAUGUUUAUCGACACAGGACUUCAUCUCUAUCCGAGAAUCGAAAACCACCUAUAAAGAACGUACGCAGGUCGUUCCAUCCUCGAAACGAUUCUAGCGAGGAUUCUGAUUCGGUUUCUCAUUCAGAGACAGAUAUAAGAAGUCGUUUGCGUUACAAGCGUCGUAGCAAAAAAGUCCCACACAGUUUGAGGCUGAAUUUUAAGAACAAAGGACAAUUUCUUCAUCCAGAUUCGGCUCGAGGAUUUUCCUCGGUGGAAUUGUGUGGGAAAUCACCGCCACCUUCUACGAGUUUCCUCAAUUCCUUAUCCCCGCCCUUCUCUUCUAGAAACAACUUACUUUCCUGGCCUGAAAGUGCACCGAGUUCUAGCUUAACUUUUACGAGUAAUUCCGAUUUAGAUUCGGACACCAGUUCAGAAUAUCCCGAAUUUACUAACGACAUAUUAACCUUCCCUCCUUCUCCAGCUCCUUAAACAACGAAGGAGCACG
This is a messenger RNA of Polistes canadensis, 4582 nucleotides long. RefSeq lists its product as uncharacterized. The transcript is spliced from 7 exons. NCBI's taxonomy places the organism in Eukaryota, Metazoa, Arthropoda, Insecta, Hymenoptera, Vespidae. Gene Ontology annotation, molecular function: ATP binding; protein binding; protein tyrosine kinase activity. Gene Ontology annotation, biological process: protein phosphorylation. Bases 109 to 4566 code for a protein of 1485 amino acids. The record is from RefSeq and is a predicted model, not a curated record.